AUGGAGUCGCGGACGAAUAUCCCCAGGUAUGCAAUGCCGGACGAGGUGCAGCACACGUACUCCAAGUUCUCGGACUGGAAGUUCAAGUUGUUCCGGGUCAGGUCCAUGGAGAAGGCGCCCCUGCCCAGCGAGCCCCCUCCAAACGCGGCGGUUCCCCCAAAGUCCCAGGGGGAUGAGGAUCUGGGGCAUCCAGGCAGCCUGAUGAAGCUCUGCCUCGGGGGCAAGAGCAAGGAGAACGUGGAGGCCGCCAGCCAGCGCGUGGACCAGAAGCUGCAGGAGAUGGACACUCACAUGGGCUGCCUCAAGAGUUUGUGCCGCCUCUGUGGGAUGUCACUGCGCAAAGCCAAGGGGCCCGAGCACGAUGUCCAAGACAUGCUGGACGAAUCCAGUCGGCUCUCCCUGCGCAAGAUGGGCUGCAAGGCCCAGGGCUGGCCGGAGGUCAUCCUGAAGGUGUUCAAGGUGGACGUGGCGGCGGACAUGGAGACGGUGCACCCGCAGGCAUUCUGCCACCGCUGCUGGACGGCCGCCAUGAGGGGGGGUGGCUUCUGUUCCUUCGGCCCGACCCGGGUGCCCGAAUGGCGGCCGCACACCUCCGGCUGUCUGCUCUGCUUCCCCAAGAAGCCCUCGGCCUUUCAGCGCAAGGGGCGCAAGCGUGCCAAAGCCCUCCGAAGAGCCCCGGCUCUGGCCAAAAGGGUGAAGCGGGAAGCCCAGAGCGCCGCUGCUGGCGUCGGGGGCAAGAGGGUGCUGAGAGCCUUAGUGGACCAGCAGCAGCAGCAGCAGCAGCCACCACAUGGGCCUGUGAGCAGGAGCAGCAGGGUGAAGCCGGGCGCACAGAGAGCCCUGUGGGUGAAGAACAUCACCCUCUGCCAGAGAGACCACCUGAGCUCCAAGCUGCUGCCCGACGACCUGCCCGCCGACUUCCUCCGCGCCGUCACCUGCCAGGUGUGCGACCACCUGCUGAGCGAUCCCGUCCAGUCCCCCUGCCGACACCUCUUCUGCCGUGGCUGCAUCCUCAAGUACAGCCGGGCGCUGGGUGCCCAGUGCCCAGUCUGCGAGCUGCCCUGCCCGGAGCCCACAGAGCUGAAGGGCCCGCCCAAGGCCUUCCUGGUGGUGCUGCAGUCUCUGCCCCUGCUGUGCCCCAGGGAGGGCUGUGGCGAGCUGGUCAGGAUGGACUCCUUCAGGGCCCACUGCCAAGGCCACCUCCAUCAGAGGCAGCCGGACGAAGACGACCUGCUGGGCCCGGAUGUGGACAGGGAUCUGGACGGAUACUUGCCGGUCAACAAGGGCGGGCGCCCACGCCAGCACCUGCUGUCCCUCACCAGGCGUGCGCAGAAGCACCGGCUCAAGGAGCUGAAGAACCAGGUGCGGGCGUUCGCCGACAAGGAGGAAGGAGGGGACACCAAGUCUGUCUGUCUGACACUCUUCCUGCUGGCUCUGAGGGCGGGGAAUGAGCACAAACAGGCAGAUGAGCUGGAGGCCAUGAUGCAAGGCAGGGGGUAUGGUUUGCAUCCUGCUGUGUGCCUUGCCAUCAGGGUCAACACCUUCCUCAGCUGCAGCCAGUACCACAAGAUGUACCGCACCGUCAAGGCCACCAGUGGGCGCCAAAUCUUCCAGCCGCUGCAUACCCUGCGCGCCGCUGAGAAGGAGCUGCUGCCGGGCUUCCACCCCUUCGAGUGGCAGCCAGCUCUGAAGGCCGUGUCUAGUAGCUGGGACGUGGGCAUCCUGGACGGGCUCUCGGGCUGGAUGAGCUCGGUGGAGGACGUGCCUGCGGACACCAUCGCCCGGCGCUUCCGCUACGACGUGGCCCUGGUGUCGGCGCUCAAGGACCUGGAGGAGGACCUGAUGGAGGGCCUGAGGGAGCAGGGCCUGGACGACAGCUCAGUGACGGGCUUCAACGUCACCAUCAAGGAGUCAUGCGACGGCAUGGGCGACGUGAGUGAGAAGCAUGGCGGAGGGCCGCCGCUGCCCGAGAAGGCCGUGCGCUUCUCCUUCACCAUCAUGUCGGUGUCGGCGCAGGUGGAGCCCGAGGACGAUGAGCCAGCCAGCUCCCCGGUGGUCAUUUUCCACGAGAUGAAGCCCAACUCGGAGCUCUCCUGCAAGCCGCUGUGCCUGAUGUUCGUGGACGAGUCGGACCACGAGACGCUCACGGCCAUCCUGGGCCCCGUGGUGGCUGAGCGGAACGCCAUGAAGGAGAGCCGCCUCAUCCUGUCGCUGGGCGGCCUGCCGCGCUCUUUCCGUUUCCACUUUCGGGGGACGGGCUAUGACGAAAAGAUGGUGCGUGAGAUGGAGGGGCUGGAGGCGUCCGGCUCCACCUACAUCUGCACGCUGUGCGACUCCACGCGCGCCGAGGCCUCGCACAACAUGGUGCUGCACACCAUCACGCGCAGCCACCAGGAGAACCUCGAGCGCUACGAGCUGUGGCGCACCAACCCCUUCGCCGAGUCGGCCGAUGAGCUGCGCGACCGCGUCAAGGGCGUCUCGGCCAAGGCCUUCAUGGAGACGCAGCCCACGCUGGACGCGCUGCACUGUGACAUCGGCAACGCCACCGAGUUCUACAAGAUCUUCCAGGACGAGAUCGGCGAGAUGCACGCCCGCCACGGCAACUCCCCGCCGCCUGGCCGCGAGGAACGUCGGCGGUGGCGCGCGGCGCUCGACAAGCAGCUGCGCAAGAAGCUCAAGCUCAAGCCGGUGAUGCGCAUGAACGGCAACUACGCGCGGCGCCUGAUGACGGCUGAAGCGGUGGAGGUGGUGUGCCAACUGGUGCCCUCGGAGGAUCGGCGGCAGCUGCUGCACGAGCUCGUGGGGCUCUAUCUGCAGAUGAAGCCCGUGUGGCGCUCCACCUGGCCAGCCCGUGAGUGCCCAGACCAGCUGUGCCGCUACAGCUUCAACUCACAGCGCUUCGCCGAGCUGCUCUCCACCGCCUUCAAGUACCGCUACGACGGCAAGAUCACCAACUACCUGCACAAGACACUGGCGCACGUGCCCGAGAUCGUGGAGCGCGACGGCUCCAUUGGCGCCUGGGCCAGCGAGGGCAACGAGUCCGGGAACAAGCUCUUCCGACGCUUCCGCAAAAUGAACGCCCGGCAGUCCAAGACCUUCGAGCUGGAAGACGUACUCAAGCACCACUGGCUGUACACAUCCAAGUACCUGCAGAAGUUUAUGGAGGCCCAUAAGAACUCAGCCAAGGCCCUGCAGGCCACUAUAAACCCAGAGGAGAUUGUGGACGACAGUGAUAUGUUACUGGAGGUUCCAGACUUCUAA
This is a messenger RNA of Alosa alosa (allis shad), 3261 nucleotides long. It is a transcript of the gene rag1, whose product is annotated as recombination activating 1. The transcript has 3 exons. Gene Ontology annotation, cellular component: nucleus; endodeoxyribonuclease complex; DNA recombinase complex. Gene Ontology annotation, molecular function: metal ion binding; double-stranded DNA endonuclease activity; sequence-specific DNA binding. Gene Ontology annotation, biological process: pre-B cell allelic exclusion; adaptive immune response; V(D)J recombination. The record is from RefSeq and is a predicted model, not a curated record. NCBI's taxonomy places the organism in Eukaryota, Metazoa, Chordata, Actinopteri, Clupeiformes, Clupeidae. The coding region runs from base 1 to 3261 and encodes 1086 amino acids.